UUUCACGAGAACGUUACCGGCUGCCGGUUGUUCAGUCGCAUUCUGUCGCAGCUCGAAGCAAUAUGUCUGUGAACCGGAAAAACAUGACGAACCGAGCAUAAAAGUGUGUACGAAAGCGAAAGCCGCCAAGUGCGCAACGUGAUUCGUGUUGUCAAAAGUAUCACGCAGAUGAUUGCAACAUUUAAAAGUGGAUAAAAAUUCAUGAAAAGUGAAAAAAGUCCAUUAAACAAAAUAAUAACAGCUGUGAGUGAACGUCGUGCAAAGGAAGUGUGAUUUAAAUUAAAGCUUUGCGCCAAAAUCUCCGUGUGUCACACAUCGCUCCCGACCACCAAUCCGGUCUGACAUUUGGAUUUAUAUGGAUACCGUUACAAACCCCGGAAGGAAACAACUCAACACAAUGGCAACAGCUAUGAUUUUCACUGCUGCCACGCUGUCUUUAGUGAAAGAUUCAUUUGCCAUUCCAAGUGGACACUUUCCAGAUAGUAACUUUCUAGAGGAAGAUAGAUAUUCGCCCGGGUUCCUGACACUCGGACAAAAGUAUAGCAUAGCGAUUGGUUCCACCGUAGUAUUACCAUGUAAAAUUAAUGAGACAGAAAACUCUAGCCAGUAUGUCCUAGCAUGGAAGCGUGACAUUGCCGUGCUAACUGCUGGCAAUGUCAAGGUAACGGUCAACCCAAGGAUUCGAUUGAUGCCGGUUCAGGCCCAUACUGAUCCGCACGGUGCGCUGUCAACCGGAUACAACCUAGAAAUUCGAGACGUGCGCAACUCGGACGCCGGUGACUACAUCUGUCAGAUCGGUUCGAUGGAACCGAAAGAGAUAGUACACACGCUGGAGAUAUUGGUACCUCCGAAAAUUGACUACAUUUCACCGGCCAACAAAAUGGACAUUCACAAAGGCGCACCCAUACGCAUGGAGUGUCGGGCAUCCGGCAAUCCGGCCCCCAAAAUCGUUUGGUCAAGAAAGAACAACGUGAUGCCAAACGGGGAGGCCAAUAAAACAGGCAAUGUGCUCGACAUACUGCACGCUAACCGACAUAGCAGUGGUCACUACAAAUGCACUGCAGAUAAUCGGGUCGGUCAAGCUGACACUCGAGAGGUUUUCGUGAAUGUGUUGUAUCCUCCAGAAAUUGAAGUCGAACAGCCGAUCGUGCACAGCGGAAUCGGCCACGAAGCUCAGCUGGUGUGCAUCGUACAUGGCGAGCCUACGCCGAGCGUUGUCUGGUACCAGGAUACAACUCAGCUCGGCAUUACAGAACAGUUCUCACAACAGAACCGUGGAAACAAGUACAGUCUCGUCAUUCGAAAUGUCACAUACUCUGACAUCGGCAACUACACCUGCCAGGCAUCGAAUGCGCUUGGCAAGGACCGAGGCACACUAUCCCUUAGCGGGUUACCGACGCUAUGUUACUUUGACUCGCCCACGCUGAGCAGCUAUCGAGAUCAGUACAACAUUUCCUGGACCGUGCAGAGCUACUCGCCCAUCCGCGAGUACCGUCUAUUUUUCCGGCUUGCCUCGAAAGGCAUGCACCUUUUGCACCACGAAAAACCCCUUGACAAUCACAUCUACAGCGAUCGGGCGGCGGCGGCGGCGGCGGCCAACAGUCACCUGUACAACAGCCCAUUCAGUGGCAGCGUCAGUGCCCACGGUGGCGACCAGUGGGAAAACGUUGUCAUACCGGAGAUGAAUGAUUACGGUGCGCCCAAUCAUUUCUUCAACAUGGCACCACCGUACGCUACGUACCACCAGCCCACCACAAUUCGGCACCGGAUGAGCUUCCAGCUGAAGAAUCUCAAACCGGCCAGCAACUACGAGGCGCGGGUGCAGGCGCGAAACGAUCACGGCUGGAACAAGCUGUCGAGUAUAUUUCACUUCUCCACUCGUUCGGAAGUAGAUAUGGAGCUGGAACCGUCCGCCCAACCAGCCGUCCACGGUGCCGGGCUGCUAGAUAAGGGAUUGCUGAGCAGCAGCAGCAGCAGCGAUACUAGUACGAUCGCAGGCACUCAUUUCCAUAAAUCAUGGACACUUUCCAUUUUCAUCGUAUUAAUUACCACACACCUACUGCCGUCGCUGCGUGCCGCCUUAUCGGUGGUGGCGGUAUGAUUUGCGUAUCUUCCACUUUCCAUUCCAAUGAAUCAUUGAAAACUCGCUACAUGGAGCUUCCCCAUUGCACGCCCCCAUCCCUCCCCCCCGCCCCCAGCAACAUCAUCUCGCCACAUCCGCUCUUCAGUACACCAUCGAAGCUCGACCAAAAAUCCACCGAAUAUUUCCUCACCGGAAAGGCCCAGGCUCCAUACUGCUACACUACUACUGCGUGCGUUGUGGAACCGCAGGUAUGGAAACAUAUUAUCAACAGCAACCACUAAUUUAUGGGCAACAGAAUUUUCAAGCAUGCAAUCGACGAUACUCAAUUUCAAUUUGCCAUUAAUCUAGUAAAUUAAGUUCAGUUCAUAUACGUGCGCGACGUACUCUCAGCCCUUAUCAUGAAUUAUGGACAAAUGGGGCAGUUGUUGCGAUUACGAUGUCAACAAAAUGCUGGAUGCUAAGAACGAACGAACCGGAAACACGAAUGCGGUUAGGUGUGUUCAAAAAUAAGCGAUCACUUCGCUUUGUUUUGCUCCAUGGGAGAGCAAGCAACAUUCUAACACAACAUCAUCAGUGGGACAGUUUUCAGCUUGGAACCCAAUUUUGUUUAGUUCUCUUAGUUAGUUUUAAAAUUAUUAUCUUGAACCUCCCCAUAAUUUAAUACUGAAUGAAAUACAUAAGCCAAAGUUUUAGUUGAAUACUAUCUUUCAACACACAACACGACCCCGUAAUCUCACAAAAGACAAAUUAUAACACUAAUUACAUCAACGCCAAGAGAGACGUUCGAAAUGAGUAAUGUAAUAUAUUGACGCAUCUAGCAAGUAAUAGAAGGAAGGGAUGGUGGAUGGUAGGCGAAUCAAAGGCUAUUAAUUAAUGAACGAACAACGUGCUAACGGAAACAAUCUUUCCCUCGAAAUGCUGUGUACAUGUAAUAAAACGGAACACACAUCUGUAUGUAUUUUACUGUCGAAAUGUGGUUAAAAAAUGUACAAUUCUCAUUCUGCAUAUCGCUUCCACAAAACGCGCAACAAACCACUGUACUGUAGAUUACAGUGGAUUCAUUCUGAAAAAAAAACUUAUACAACUUAUUGCAACCCAAUCGAAGAGGCAAAGUGUGAGUCAUAAACCAUGCUGAUUAUUGUGCGUAAAUAUAGACAACAUAAUCAUUUCUUACCAUGAUGAACUUAUCACACUAGCAGAACAAGAGAGACACAGAGAGAGAGAGAAAGAAAGAGUACUUCAUAUACAGUACGUCCAAUCUUCACGAGUAUGUGUAAAUAGAGCUUUUAGCAACGUAUAUUCCUUCCACACUACUCAGCUGCUAAAUGCACUGGAACGCACCGUCAGUCCAGAACAGACACUGCAAGUUUAGCUACUGCUCGACUGGCAAAUGUUUUGGGGGAAUAAUAAUUUCGUUGUCAUGUAAAAAUAAUUUAUUUUACGGGACCACAAACGGAGAGAAUCAAUUACAGCAAUCGACAUUGAGAAAUAGAUAUCGAUAAAACAUAUAUAAUGCGCUCGAAGAACAAAACAAAUCAAAAUCACAUGUUAACAUUCCAAACAUAAACUAACAAAAAGGUAUAAUUUAAAAGAUAAUCCUCAAAAUGUAACACAUGAUACGGACACAAUGAAUCAUGUUAAUUUUUUUUGUAUGAAUCAUAUUACUCUCCGUACGCUUGCAGUCGGGUGAGAACAAUAUUCUGCCAUGGAUGUUUAUCGUGUUUAGUUUGAAUUUAAUUAUCACGCCCAUUAUACCACCACGUUGCACAGGAGGACCAAAGAAGUUGACUACGAGUUCCGAUCCGAUUAAAAUUUAGCUUAACUUCUGAUUCUUCAAAUUAACACACACAUACCCUCUAGAUCACGCUCUACAUGCUCGGCACUUGUUUUUGAGAUCUGAGUUUUUUUUUUUUGCUGUAUACCUUAUUUAUAAUUAAAAGACUUACAGAAAAAAGUCAUGUGUGAUGCACAAUUUGUUUAAACUUCGGGCUUUGCCACCUCCGGCACUGGGUCAGUUUUCAGAGCUUUCAGAGCGAGUUGGAGCCUGUUUGAAUAGCAUUCCACAUUCGGCCACUUUCUGCAAAACAAAAAAACACAAAUAGAAGGGAAAAAAGUUGAAAGCAACGUAUGUUGCACAACACAAUACAUUAAAAAAAGUUUAUUUUUUAUUCGUAGCUUUACUCCCGACGUACUGCCAACACGCACGGGAAGCGUUACCUGCUCUGACCUGCGGAACGAAAACUUUUUCCGUAAGCUUGGCGUUCAAGAUUUAUAUUCAUACAUGAGAGCAUAACGCUCAUGCGUGCCUGCCUGCUCAAAGUUUGAACCGCGUGCCAUAUCAUUUCGAACACAUGCCAGCAACACCAUAAAUGAUGCUUUCUAUGUUUUAGGUAAUAAAAAAAAACUGCAAUUUCGUGACAAGGCACAAAAAUUGCUCACAACGUUUUUUCUUCUAAUUUUUGCAUAGAGAUUUUAUACGAAACAAUAUUCGGAAAUCUUCUGCGAGAGCUUGCACAUAACAAGUAACACUCUAACUUAAGGGGAUGUGGAAAAGAACAGGACUUUCAGGUGAAAUAAAAAAAAGGAUUCAUUUCAAAACAACCAUCAAAACGAGACAAAUCGCAAAGGCUAGAUGUUACGCUAAGAUCACACUAAAGGACACUAAAACAUGAGGCGUAACAGAUAAGGGAUGUAAGAGAUAUUAUAAACGUUUUAGAAAGAAGAUGAACAUUUUAUUUAUAUUAUCGCCACUCGAUGAAAAGAUCGUAGGAAAAAUAGGAACAUUCAACAUUGAGCCGACGAGACCGCUAGACAGUACCCAGGCAAAUGGUACUAUUUGGCUCAAAACAGUACAACAAACACAACCAAGUACUGAUGUGCUAAUUGCGUCUAAAAGUGAAGAAAGUAGUUAUACAAAACCAAAAAAGCAAAGGCAUCCAAUUGAUUCGAAUGUACGAUAUACAAUACAUUAACAACGAAAAAAAGGGAAAGAAACUGAAAUACAGUUAAAAGAAAUGAAUCGAUCAGUAA
Molecule: messenger RNA, 5113 nt
Organism: Anopheles stephensi (Asian malaria mosquito)
Lineage: Eukaryota; Metazoa; Arthropoda; Insecta; Diptera; Culicidae
Product: neural cell adhesion molecule 2-like
Exons: 9
Coding region: 356-2101 (581 amino acids)
Biological process (GO): homophilic cell-cell adhesion; synapse organization
Cellular component (GO): plasma membrane; axon; neuronal cell body
Molecular function (GO): protein binding; axon guidance receptor activity
Source: RefSeq, a predicted model, not a curated record